GCCGCAAUGCCUUCUCUGCUGGAUUAAAGGCAGCCCGCAGACCAGAACUGCCACUGCACUACUUAAAAUCACAUAGGAGGCUUGUCAAAUUCGACUGAUUGGGGCUCUAAGAAGAAGAAGAACAAAAAGACGUUCCUUAUUACAGCUCGGACUCAUCGGCCGCAACAAAAAUGCAGUUGCCAUUAGACUCCCCGAGGAACAAACUUCAACCCUGAUUUCUAAAACCGAGACUCAGGGCAGCACGUUUUGGAAUUCACUUUAUCAGCAGACAAAAAAGGUCCCAACUGACGUGCUCCUCCAAAGACAGCACCGUGCAGCUCCUUUCAGCAUGAAGGCUUUCGCCUGGACCCUCGGCACGCUCGCCUUCCUGCUGAUGAGCGCUGACUGCUGCUGCGGGGGCCAGCUCAAAAUAUGGAAGACAACUCACCGGAGACCUCCUCGCGCAGCAGAGGGCAAGGAGGAGGUCAGGAAGUGUGCAUACACGUUCCUGGUGCCGGAACAAAAAAUAACAGGGCCCAUCUGUGUCAACACCAAAGGGCAAGACGCAGGCACCAUUAAAGACAUGAUCACCAAGAUGGAUCUCGAGAACCUGAGGGAUGUGCUCUCCCGGCAGAAGCGGGAGAUAGAUGUGCUGCAACUAGUGGUGGAUGUCGACGGAAACAUCGUCAAUGAGGUGAAGCUGCUGAGGAAGGAGAGCCGAAACAUGAACUCCCGGGUGACCCAACUCUACAUGCAACUGCUGCACGAGAUCAUCCGCAAGAGGGACAACUCCCUUGAACUUUCCCAGUUGGAAAACAAAAUCCUCAACGUCACCACCGAAAUGCUCAAGAUGGCAACCAGAUACAGGGAACUAGAGGUGAAAUACGCCUCCUUGACUGAUCUGGUCAAUAACCAGUCCGUGAUGAUCACACUGCUGGAGGAACAGUGCUUGAGACUAUUUUCCCGACAAGACACCCAUGGGUCUCCUCCUCUUGUCCAGGUGGUGCCCCAGCACCUCCCUAACAGCCACCAGUACACUCCUGGUCUGCUGGGGGGGAAUGAGAUACAGAGAGAUCCAGAUUACCCCAGAGACCUACUGUCACCCCCGGACCUGGCGACCGCUCCCACCCAAAGCCCUUUCAAGAUACCACCGGUAACUUUCAUCAAUGAAGGACCAUUCAAAGACUGUCAGCAAGCCAAAGAGGCUGGACAUCCGGUCAGUGGGAUUUAUAUGAUUAAACCUGAAAACAGCAACGGAGCAAUGCAGUUAUGGUGUGAGAACAGUUUGGAACCCGGGGGUUGGACCAUCAUUCAGAAAAGAACAGACGGCUCUGUCAACUUCUUCAGAAACUGGGAAAACUAUAAGAAAGGGUUUGGGAACAUUGAUGGAGAAUACUGGCUUGGACUGGAAAAUAUCUAUAUGCUUAGCAAUCAAGAUAAUUACAAGCUGCUGAUUGAAUUAGAAGAUUGGAGUGAUAAAAAAGUCUAUGCAGAAUACAGCAGCUUUCGCCUGGAACCUGAAAGUGAAUUCUAUAGACUGCGUCUGGGCACUUACCAGGGCAAUGCAGGGGAUUCUCUGAUGUGGCACAAUGGCAAACAGUUCACAACACUGGACAGAGAUAAAGACAUGUAUACAGGCAACUGCGCCCACUUUCAUAAAGGAGGCUGGUGGUACAAUGCUUGUGCCCAUUCUAACUUAAACGGCGUGUGGUACAGAGGCGGCCACUACAGAAGCAAGCACCAAGACGGGAUUUUCUGGGCCGAAUACAGAGGCGGGUCCUAUUCCUUGAGAGCAGUGCGGAUGAUGAUCAAGCCCAUUGACUAAAGAGACAGUCUUCCAAUUUGACCUGGAACUGCACUUUCCAGUUCUUAGAAAUGUAAAUGUUACAUGUAUAUUAUUGCCUGCAAUUUGACAGAUAGUUUUUAAAAUGGAUUUCACUGUAACUAUAAAAGGGAUGUAUAAAUGCUGCUUCCUCUUCCUUCAAUACCCUGCGGAAGAUUAUUUGUUUCUACAUCCUAGUAAUUUUGGAAACUUUAUCAACAGGUAAAGCUUGUUUCUAGAAUGUAAAUAUCUGCGACAAUGUAAAACAAGUAUUAGUUUUAUUUUAAAUCAAAAUGGAAUACAUGGCUCUUGGUACUUAACAACUUAUUUAAAAGCGUUUUAAGAUUGUCUGAAUUUUCAGGGGGAAAAAUAAUUUUUAAGAGUUCAACCAACCAGUAUAUUUUAUUUAUAAAUAUCUAGACAGGAAAUUAGAGAGAAAACUCCAAUUUUGCCAGUAGAAAAUACAUUUUGCAUUGAAUAAAAGUUAUUUCCAAUUGAA
Messenger RNA from Echinops telfairi (small Madagascar hedgehog), 2300 nucleotides. RefSeq names its product angiopoietin like 1 (gene ANGPTL1). NCBI's taxonomy places the organism in Eukaryota, Metazoa, Chordata, Mammalia, Afrosoricida, Tenrecidae. The transcript is spliced from 5 exons. Bases 329 to 1804 code for a protein of 491 amino acids. Gene Ontology annotation, biological process: cell surface receptor protein tyrosine kinase signaling pathway. The record is from RefSeq and is a predicted model, not a curated record.